This is a messenger RNA of Peniophora sp. CBMAI 1063, 699 nucleotides long. The record is from the annotation of a GenBank genome assembly. Lineage: Eukaryota; Fungi; Basidiomycota; Agaricomycetes; Russulales; Peniophoraceae.
AUGGCAAUGGAUGACGAGGUUGAACUCGAGAACGCUAAUCCUGCGGCUGAAGAGGAAGAGGGUGACGAUGAGGAAGGCGAACAGGAUGACGCCGGUGAUGAUGAAGACGACGACGGUCUCGCCGGGGCCCAGCCACCAGUCGAAGAUGGAGAUGGAGAUACUACUGCUCAACCAGAUGAUGUCGCGAGCAAACCCAAACGAAAACCGAAAGCGGCCGGAUCAAACCAGUUGAAUCGGCAGUAUGGAGGAAAGGCUUUGUUACCGAUUACUCGAGUGCAAAAGAUCGUCAAAGCGGACAAGUGGAAUACUGCGACUAUAGGGCGGGAAUCUACUUGGCUCAUCGCUCGUGCAACGGAGGACUUCAUCCAAAGGUGGACGAAGGGUGCCUAUAAUCAUGCUCUACUGGACAAGCACAGUACCAUCUCCGUGGGCGACAUGGCCAAAGUCAUCAGAAGGGACGAUGAGUACACGUUCCUCGACGAGAUCAUCAUGCCCAUGGUCAAGCAGCCGCCACCUCGUAAGGCUCCGGGAGGCGGAAAGGGGAAGAAAGCAGAGGCUCGGGCUGCCCCACAAGGUCAAUCGAUGUUGGACGGCUUCGUUGCCGGGAAAGCGGAUGAAGGGCCUGACGAAGAGGAGGACGGGGAUAUAGUCAUGGACGAAAACGGCGCGAUGACGUUCGUACCGCGGCCGAGCGCCUAA